UCAUUUCCGGUAUUUACUCCCGUUCCUUUGACUUGUUCAGUCGCUGCUUUUCAAAGUGAUACAAAUGCUGAGUGAAUGGUUUCAAAAUGCAUGGUCAGCCCUGUUUUUCUUCUUAAUACGCCCCAUGUGGAAGUGGGUUCUUCGCAGAGUAACAGGAAAAUGUGAACUUCUGCGGAUCACAUAUGAGGAAAGAAAGGGGGCUAAAAGAACUUUAAGGAUAGAGAGAAGUCUGAAAUUGUCAAAUGUUACAUACCUACAUCAACUCAGCAAAGAUGAAGAUGUUGAUAUCAUUGCAGCAGUGGGCGAGGUGAUGAAAGUUAAGCAGAUUAUUCCAGAGGUUCACAUGAAAUUUAGAGGUGAUUUGCAGGACUGCUUGUGCCAAAUAUGCGGAUAUAAAAGAUUAAAGAGGGAGGUAGAAAUGAUGAGAAAAACAUCAUAUUCACAAGAAAACUCGGAACAUGAAGAAAAAUUAAUGCAGUUAUGGAAAAUCUUGAUGCCAGAUGAGAAGUUAGAGUCCAGAAAAUCCAAACAAUGGUCAACCAUAGGAUUCCAAGGAGAGGAUCCAAUGACAGAUUUUAGAGGCAUGGGUAUAUUGGGACUCAACCAGUUGUUAUACUUUGCCAUACAGUAUUCAGAUCAAUGUAAACACCUUCUGUCUCGAUCUCAUCACCCUAAAUAUGGCUACUCCUUUGCCAUUGUGGGUAUCAACUUGACCAAUAUGGUUUACAAAGCCUUAGUCAAUGGAUCCCUGCGUACUCAUUUCUACAAUGUGAUAGACGGAGCCCCAAGAGUUCAAGAUUUUCAUGAAGUCUAUUGUCAUGUCUUUUGGGAAUUUGAUAAGUUUUGGUUUAAAGAGGAGCCCGAGGAUAUCAUGCAGUUCGGCCCAAUGAGAGACAAAUUUAACAGAAAAUUGUUACAUAAACUAUCAAAAACUUCAACUAUUUUACAAUCUGAUUUUCAAAUUAAAGAAUGAAAAUGUA
Messenger RNA from Saccostrea echinata, 980 nucleotides. Its product is annotated as ELMO domain-containing protein 2-like. The coding region runs from base 65 to 973 and encodes 302 amino acids. Gene Ontology annotation, molecular function: GTPase activator activity. The record is from RefSeq and is a predicted model, not a curated record. NCBI's taxonomy places the organism in Eukaryota, Metazoa, Mollusca, Bivalvia, Ostreida, Ostreidae. The transcript is spliced from 8 exons.